AUGGCAGAGGGCCCGGAAUAUGAUAAACCUACGCCAAUGGAGGAAGUUAACUUAGUAGCCAUGUCGGCUAAAGUAAUCGGAAGAUGGGAUCCUCGAGGAUGGUCCUUGAAGAACAAAAUCUUUCUCGCGGUCGGAAUAAUCAUUGUGAUUGUUGCCGUUAUCGUUGGAGCUGUUCUAGGCGUGCGAGCCAACCGAUAUCCCAACUACUCCUCCUUGGACUACAGCCUGGUAGACACCUACUCGGGGUCAUCCUUCUUCGACAACUUUGAAUAUUAUACCGACGCUGAUCCGGCAAAUGGAUUUGUUCAAUACAUUAGCCGGGCCAACGCCGAGUGGCUCAAUCUCACAUACGCUGAUAGCACAUCUGCCAUUCUCAGAGUUGACACGACUUAUAAUGGAACAGAAGCUGCCAGUGGGCGCCAAUCUGUGAGAAUUACAUCUAACAACACAUAUGCCGAUGGUCUUUUCAUCUUUGACAUUCUGCACACUCCAUACGGUUGUGGAACAUGGCCUGCAUUAUGGCUCACAGACCCCGACAACUGGCCUGCACAUGGAGAAAUCGAUGUCGUGGAAGCUGCCAAUAAAGGUGUUUAUGGGAACCAAGCCACUCUCCACACAUCUGAAGGGUGUUCAAUGGGCGUCAAGCGCAAAGAAUACGGCACAGUGCAGAACAAGAAUUGUUACUACGAGGCGAACGAUUAUUCGGGCUGUGGCGUGAAAGGAACUGAAAGCACCUAUGGGCCUGAGUUCAACUCAAACGGAGGCGGAGUCUAUGCGAUGGAACUUCGUGAUGCCGGGAUCCGAGUUUGGCAAUGGGCUCGUUCCAGUAUCCCAUCCGAUGUGACCUCAAGCAGUCCUGACCCAUCGACCUGGGGUGAAGCCUUUGCAGACUUCCCUAAUACGGAUUGCGAUAUGGGAUCUCAUUUCAAGAACCAGAGCAUCAUCGCUAAUAUCGAUCUUUGCGGUGAUUGGGCUGGUGCAACCACGUACUAUACUGAUCAAAGUAGUUGCUCUGGUACCUGUGAGACAUAUGUGCGGGACAAUGCUGAUAAGUUCAGUACCGCUUACUGGGAGUUCAGCAGUUUCAAGGUCUACCAAGCUACUUGA
This is a messenger RNA of Penicillium antarcticum, 1107 nucleotides long. RefSeq names its product glycoside hydrolase family 16 protein. Gene Ontology annotation, molecular function: hydrolase activity, hydrolyzing O-glycosyl compounds. The transcript is spliced from 4 exons. The coding region runs from base 1 to 1107 and encodes 368 amino acids. The record is from RefSeq and is a predicted model, not a curated record. NCBI's taxonomy places the organism in Eukaryota, Fungi, Ascomycota, Eurotiomycetes, Eurotiales, Aspergillaceae. Gene Ontology annotation, biological process: glucan catabolic process.